AUGCCGUCGCCGUCGCCACGUGGCGGGUAUGCCAGGGGGGGUGGCGGGAGGGGAUCGGCGAGUAGGCGGAGACAGCCGUCGGGGGACGAGAGUAUGGACAUGGGCGGGCAGGAAAGCGGGUACAGCUCAUCACGGAGCGCAUCGAGACGACAACCAAUGGAUGAGGACGAGCGGUUUUCCCGAACCAACAGCUUCGGCCAAGCCUCGCCCCGCGCCCGCACGCUCGAAGCUCGGCGCGGGCGGAAGCGGAAGCGCGAGCGGGGGGAGGAAAAUGUGCAGUAUUUCCGCGCGAAGACGAUCGCGGCAGUGGGGCGCGGGGCGGACAAUAGUAGGACCAUCUCGGGGAAGGAUGUUCCGCGGCAGCGACUGCCCAUGCUUCCGCCGCCCGGAGCUCCGCAAGUCGUGCAGUGUCAGUGGUGCUUCCAAACCCUAGCCGUGCCAAUAAACCUGCCCCCGCCGAAGAAAGGGCAGCAGAAGCUGCGGUGCGGCAAGUGCCUCAAGGUAUCGCGCUACGCGGUCUUCCUUCCGCCCACGGCGGAAGAGGACGAGGAGGCGGAAGAUCAGCCGCCGCCACUGCCUCCGCCGCAGCAGCAGCAGCAGCAGCAGCGGCGGCAGCAGCAGCGGCAGGGGGAGGAGGCGGAAGUGGCGGAAGAGGACGAGGAGCAACAGGCGCUGUCCGCGCGCGGAAGGUCCGCGUCAACGGGGACUUUUAGAACGCGGAGUUUCCAGGGCAAUGCGCAGCAGCAGGCGGGGGCGAUGGGCGCAGGGCGCGGAAGCAGCAGCGUCAGCAGGGGCACAGGGAAUAUUCCCAGACCCAUGGGGGGAGGGCGCGGGGGGAUGGGUGGCGGAGGCAUGGGCGGAGGCAUGGGCGGAGGGGCUAUGGGGCCAGGCGGCAUGGCGGGGAGAGGAGUGGGGAGCCCGAGAAUAGCGGGGAGAGGGGGAAUGGCGCGGGGGGACAUGGGGCCCGGGAGGGGCGGAGGCGGAGGGGGAGGUGGGCCCGCAGGGAGAGGAGGGAUGGGGGUGAUGGGACGGGGAGCGCAAAUGGGGCGGGGACGAGGGGGAAUGGUGGGGGGAAGGAGAGGUGUGGAAGAGGAGGAAGAAGAGGAAGAAGAAGAGGAGGAGGAAGAAGAAGAGGAGGAAGAAGAGGAGGAAGAGGAGGAAGAGGAGGAGGAAGAGGAGGAGGAGAGAGUAGGGAACGGUCAGGAGUAUCGGAGGAGAGUGGUGGUGAACAGUGUUCCAAUCCCGGAUCGCCAGGUGGCAGAAGCUGAGAGGCUGGCUGGCCCCAUCAAUCCGGGCACCUACUGGUACGACGUGGAUGCUGGCUUCUGGGGAGUGGUGGGUGGACCAUGCCUCGGCAUCAUCCCUGCGGGCAUACACCAACUCGCGGUGGGACCACUGCAAAGGCAGGCAUCAGGGGGGCGCACACGAGUGGUGGUGAACGGUAGGGAGCUGCACCGGCGGGAUCUGGACAUCCUCAUGCAGCGCGGGCUGGCAGAUGAGCCGGGGGUGGCAUACCUGCUGGACAUUGACGGGAAUUUGGGUUUUGGGCUGGGGGGUGGGUCUGAGAGGGAUCUGGACAUCCUCAUGCAGCGCGGGCUGGCAGACGAGCCGGGGGUGGCGUACCUGCUGGAUAUUGACGGGAACCUUGUUGAUGCUGCCACUGGGGAAGAUCUACCUCCUGGGCUUGGGAAGCUGGCUCCCUCGUGA
Messenger RNA from Closterium sp. Yama58-4, 1707 nucleotides. The record is from the annotation of a GenBank genome assembly. Lineage: Eukaryota; Viridiplantae; Streptophyta; Zygnematophyceae; Desmidiales; Closteriaceae.